This is a messenger RNA of Ostertagia ostertagi, 315 nucleotides long. Lineage: Eukaryota; Metazoa; Nematoda; Chromadorea; Rhabditida; Trichostrongylidae. The record is from the annotation of a GenBank genome assembly.
AUGGUGUCUAUUUCGACCGAACUUCCUCUCGAUGUUGAUUCGGUAAUGAACGAAAUCUGGACUGGUGAUGGACUACCCGAGUGGAACCCUAAUAUAAAUUUUGCACACACCGUUGCAUCUCCUACCUCACAUUUCGAUGUAAUCACUUGUGGAAACAAUGACGUGUUGAUUGUAAGUGGAAGAGAUUUCGUUUCUGCAAGAAUAUACCGGAACACUCCAACAGGAUAUAUUAUGGCCUCGCGCAGUGUUCGACUGAAAGAGUAUCCCGAGCAGAAAGGAAGUCCGGUGAGCAAUAACGUGUUUAACUGUGGCUUG